AUGGCUACACAACUCACCCCCCUUCGAGAAGUCGAGCGACUGAGUUCAAACGUGAUCCGCAUCUUGGGAGGCAAUCCAGGAAAGGUGAUUGAAUUGAAUAUGCGUUUUGCAUCCAGGCAACGCGAAGCUGAUAAUGUGCUAGGUAGCAAUACAUAUCUUGUUGGAACAGGAAAACAACGCCUUCUCAUAGAUACGGGAGAGGGAAAGCCAUCCUGGAUUAAGUUGUUGGAGGAAACCUUGCAAAAGGAGAAUGCGAUAGUCACCAAAGCUAUCAUCACACACUGGCACCAUGAUCAUCAAGGAGGCAUCGAGCAUUUACAGCAGUCCUCACCAAAUGUGAUCAUUUACAAGAACCAACCAGGUUACUCGGCUAGUUCCGAUGGGUGGCUGGAUAUAAUAGAGGGUCAGAGGUUCUCUGUCGAUGGCGCUUCGUUACGUGCUGUUCAUUCUCCCGGCCACACAAAAGAUCAUAUGGCUUUAGUACUUGAGGAGGAAGACGCCAUGUUCACUGGCGAUAAUGUUCUAGGCCAUGGCACGGCUGUCUUUGAGGAUCUUGCGGCUUAUCUGAAGAGUCUAGAGAAGAUGAAGGACGCCUUUCAAGGCAGAGCUUAUCCUGGUCAUGGUCCAGUGAUCGAAGAUGGCCCAAGCAAGAUACUCGAAUACAUAAAGCACAGGAAACAGCGUGAAGAUCAAGUGAUCCAAGUCUUAAAGUCCUCGAAAUCAUCGCCUGAGGUAGCCGCGCAAACAGGAGAGCCAGAGUGGACUUCCAUGGAGAUUGUGAAGAUCAUUUAUAAAGAUGUCCCCGAGAGUCUUCACUUACCAGCGAAUCGGGGCGUCUUGCAGGUCCUGCGAAAACUGGAGGAAGAGGAAAAGGUCAUUGAGGACUCGAAGACUGAGAAAUGGACAAUUAGAGACCGCGCGGCUUUAUAA
Lachnellula hyalina is the source of this 930-nucleotide messenger RNA. It is a transcript of the gene LACTB2, whose product is annotated as Endoribonuclease. Lineage: Eukaryota; Fungi; Ascomycota; Leotiomycetes; Helotiales; Lachnaceae. Gene Ontology annotation, biological process: secondary metabolite biosynthetic process. The transcript is spliced from 3 exons. The record is from RefSeq and is a predicted model, not a curated record. The coding region runs from base 1 to 930 and encodes 309 amino acids.